AUGCUCAUUGAGAGACUCUCUAUUCAAUGCGACCAAUUUCUGACCCCCUUCAGCCUAGACAAGAUGAGCUACAUUGCCCGCCGAGGUCUCUCGACCUUGAUCCCCCCCAAGGUCGCUUCCCCUAACGCUAUCGGUGCCGCCCAGGAUGCCGCCCGCAUGGAGCGUGUUGUGACCUUCUACGCUGGUCUUCCCCGUGGCCCUGCCGCUGCUGUCAAGCCUACCGGUCUCAUCGGUCGCUACCAAGCCCGCUACUUCAACGGCAAGAACGCCUCCGGUGUUCCCCUUAUCCACGCUAUUGGCGGUAUCCUGAUCCUGGGUUACAGCAUGGAAUACUACUUCCACCUGCGCCACCACAAGAACCACCCCCACUAA
Penicillium concentricum is the source of this 372-nucleotide messenger RNA. RefSeq names its product F1F0 ATP synthase subunit f. Lineage: Eukaryota; Fungi; Ascomycota; Eurotiomycetes; Eurotiales; Aspergillaceae. Gene Ontology annotation, biological process: proton motive force-driven ATP synthesis. The transcript has 5 exons. The coding region runs from base 1 to 372 and encodes 123 amino acids. The record is from RefSeq and is a predicted model, not a curated record.